Daucus carota subsp. sativus is the source of this 1059-nucleotide messenger RNA. RefSeq names its product ras-related protein RABH1b. The record is from RefSeq and is a predicted model, not a curated record. Gene Ontology annotation, molecular function: GTP binding; GTPase activity. Gene Ontology annotation, biological process: vesicle-mediated transport. The coding region runs from base 181 to 804 and encodes 207 amino acids. NCBI's taxonomy places the organism in Eukaryota, Viridiplantae, Streptophyta, Magnoliopsida, Apiales, Apiaceae. The transcript is spliced from 6 exons.
CAUUUAGGCAAGGUGUUUUUGUUUGUUUUUGGGAGGCGUGACGCAUUCUCUCUACUCUGCAUAUAUACCAAACCGUAUACAACUAAGACCCACCAAAUUUUAAAUCUGCGAUCAUUUUCCGGCCAGAUCUUUGUAACAUCCGUCGGAAAAUCGUCGUUGAUCCGGUCCGAUUCAAUCGCGAUGGCGCCUGUUUCGGCAUUAGCCAAGUAUAAACUGGUGUUUCUGGGCGAUCAAUCUGUGGGUAAAACGAGUAUCAUCACUCGAUUCAUGUACGAUAAGUUUGAUAACACUUAUCAGGCUACGAUUGGGAUAGACUUUUUGUCCAAAACUAUGUACCUUGAGGAUCGAACUGUCCGAUUGCAGCUCUGGGAUACAGCAGGACAGGAAAGAUUCAGGAGUCUCAUUCCAAGCUACAUUAGGGAUUCCUCUGUUGCAGUUGUUGUAUAUGAUGUUGCAAGUAGGCAAUCAUUCCUGAACACUGCCAAAUGGAUUGAGGAGGUUCGCAGUGAGCGAGGCAGUGAUGUCAUCAUAGUACUUGUUGGGAAUAAAACUGACCUUGUGGAUAAGAGACAAGUCUCUAUAGAGGAAGCAGAAGCCAAAGCUGGUGACCAAAAUGUCAUGUUUAUUGAAACCAGUGCCAAAGCAGGAUUCAAUAUAAAGGCACUAUUUCGAAAGAUUGCUGCAGCCUUGCCAGGAAUGGAAACAUUAUCUUCUGCUAAGCAAGAAGAUAUGGUUGAUGUCAAUCUGAAGUCAACGGUAAGUUCAUCUCAGUCACAAGGAGAAUCAGGAGGAUGUUUCUGCUGAUAGCUAUAAAAAAUAGCCUUCCCCGACAGACUGGUUCCUUUUAUUUUUUGCAAUCCUUGUGCAUGUUUGUGUAAUCAUCAGAAUGUUGAGGCUUUAUGAGAUAUAGAACAUUAGCAGUUUGUAAUGGUAGGUUGAAAUCUAUAUGUUUCUUGUAUGAUUCUUUGGAACUCCUUUGAGAAAUUUUGUUUGGCCUAUAGAUUGAAUUUUUAAACUUGUCUGUCUGAUCAAUGGGGAAAUAAAUUUGGUUAAAUGUUA